AUUAUAAGGGUUAUAAACGGUGUGACCGGGGCGUGAUGGUGUUCUUUGAUGGCGGCGGCGAAGGCGAUCAGAGAACUGGAUCCACGAAGAUGCUCAGAAAUCAUCGAUGAAAUUGUGAGGUUGGAGAAGAAGCUAUUCCCCAAACACGAAUCUUUGGCCAGAAAUUUCCAUGAUGAAUUGCAAAAGACGAACACCGGAUUGCUCUAUAUGAAGUUCAGUGAAGAAGAUGAUGGAGAAAUUGUUGGUUAUGUUAUGUACUCUUGGAUCUCUUCUUUGUGUGCUUCAAUCACCAAACUCGCCGUAAAAGAGAAUUACAGACGACAGGGAUACGGAGAAGCUUUACUGAAAGCUGCUAUUCAGAAAUGUCGAACCCGGAGAAUUCAACGUGUUUGCCUUCAUGUCGAUCCAACCAGAACUCCCGCUGUGAGUCUUUAUCAGAAACUCGGUUUCCAAAUCGAUGAACUGGUUAAAUCUUAUUAUUCUUCAGAUAGGAAUGCUUUCAGAAUGUAUGUGGAUUUCACUGAUGACAGUUAAAUUAGUUACUACACUGUGUGAUAAACCAAAACCAGAUUGAGUAAUCUUUUUUAUUCAAUCAAGGUCAUUGAAACAGUUAUAUUUUUCAUAUUACUGUUAUCAAA
Molecule: messenger RNA, 638 nt
Organism: Dioscorea cayenensis subsp. rotundata (Guinea yam)
Lineage: Eukaryota; Viridiplantae; Streptophyta; Magnoliopsida; Dioscoreales; Dioscoreaceae
Product: putative [ribosomal protein S18]-alanine N-acetyltransferase
Exons: 2
Coding region: 49-534 (161 amino acids)
Molecular function (GO): acyltransferase activity, transferring groups other than amino-acyl groups
Source: RefSeq, a predicted model, not a curated record